AUGAUGCGGCGGCGGAGCUUGGAUUUGGAGGCGGCCGAAGCAUGGGACCAGGCGAUUUCCAAGCGUGGACUGGGAGAGACCUGGCGGAUUGGAUCGGUGGGGUGCGAGCAUGGAAUUGGAAGCCCUCCUGGGUCCCCCUUGGGCGGACCCACGAUGCGCGAGCUGGGUCUUCCGUUGAUCUUCCGCCGGAACAGCCACUCACUGCUGAACAUCCAGAAGAUGGGUUUGCAGCAUCAAAGCAGCAAAGAUCUGCCAAAGGAAUCCAGCCAAGUCAUCGCUGAGGACAAGCUGCAGGAGAGCAGCCAAACCCGUGCGUCCAUUUUGGACUUCGAGCAUCUCUUUGUCCAGUACUUCGUAGAGGUCACACCUCUGAAGCAGAGCAAGGAAUUUUCCGGGACACACCGGGAGUGGCUUGCGCAGCCCAAAGCCGAUGCAGUGGUGAAGGCUUGGAAAGAGGUCUUGGUGGAGGGCCUUCUGGCACGAAAGGAGCUGAUCUUGCAGCACUGGCCAGAGCUGCAGCUGAACAAAGAGUCCUUGUACAGCAAGCUCAACAAGGAGCUGUUGGUGCAGGAUGAACUGGCGGGGCCGAAGCGGCGGGUCUUGUUGACCUUGGCUCCGGAGCAGGUGUGUCACAGGUUGCUCUGGGCCUUGGGCGAUAGCAUCCCUGCGGAGCUGGGCCUCAAAGACUGCGCAGCCAGGCUUCAAGAGCGCUUCCCGCAGAGCCGCAUCCGCUGCAGCGAUAGACCCUCGUCAGCAAUGGGUGUUGUCUUCGACGCCAAGCGUUUGAUCGGCCGGAAGUUCACGGAGCAUCAUGUCCAGGCGGAUAUGAAGCUUUGGCCCUUCAAGGUGAUUUCCGGCCCCGCUGAGAAGCCCAUGAUCGUGGUGAACGCACAGGGUGAGGAGAAGAAGUUUCAUCCGGAAGAGAUCUCCUCCAUGGUCUUGCUGAAGAUGAAGGAGACAGCCGAGGCUUACUUGGGCACCAAGGUGAAUGAUGCCGUGGUGACUGUGCCGGCCUACUUCAACGACUCCCAACGCCAGGCCACCAAGGACGCAGGCACCAUUUCGGGCAUGAACGUGCUGCGGAUCAUCAAUGAACCCACUGCCGCGGCAAUCGCCUAUGGUUUGGACAAGAAGGGAACGGGUGAACGAAAUGUCCUGAUUUACGACAUGGGCGGUGGUACCUUUGAUGUGUCCUUGUUGACCAUUGAGGAUGGUAUCUUUGAGGUGAAGGCCACCGCUGGUGACACUCACCUGGGCGGAGAGGACUUUGACAACCGCGUGGUGGACUUUUGCAUCCAGGAUUUCAAGCGCAAGAACCGCAACAAGGACAUGACCGGCAACCAGCGUGCCAUUCGACGUUUGAGGACGCAGUGCGAGCGCGCCAAGCGCACGUUGUCCUCAUCGACCCAGGCCACGAUUGAGAUCGAUUCGUUGUUCGAGGGCAUCGACUACUCCUGCAGUUUGUCCCGGGCGCGCUUUGAGGAGUUGUGCAUGGACUACUUCCGCAACUCCAUGGGUCCCGUGGAGAAGUGCUUGAAGGACUCCGGCAUUGACAAGAAGAGCGUGCACGACGUGGUGCUGGUGGGUGGCUCGACGCGCAUCCCCAAGGUGCAAGCCAUGAUCCAGGAGUUCUUCAACGGAAAGGAACCCAACAAGUCCAUCAACCCCGACGAGGCCGUGGCCUAUGGCGCUGCAGUGCAGGCGGCCAUCCUUACUGGCGAGGGCUCAUCUCAGGUCCAGGACCUGCUGUUGCUGGACGUGACACCCCUGUCCAUGGGCUUGGAAACGGCAGGUGGCGUGAUGACCAAGCUGAUCGAGCGAAACACCACCAUCCCCACGAAGAAGGCCCAGACGUUCACCACGUACGCAGACAACCAGCCGGGAGUCUUGAUCCAGGUCUUCGAGGGCGAGCGCGCCAUGACCAAGGACAACAACUUGUUGGGCAAGUUCCACCUGGAUGGCAUUCCUCCAGCCCCACGCGGUGUGCCACAGAUCGAGGUCACCUUUGAUAUCGAUGCCAAUGGCAUUUUGAAUGUCAGAGCCUCCGACAAGUCCACUGGAAAGUCCAACCAGAUCACCAUCACCAACGAGAAGGGUCGCCUGUCUCAGUCGGAGAUCGACCGGAUGGUGCAGGAGGCUGAGAAGUUCCGUGCGGAGGAGGAGCAGAACAAGCAGAAGAUUGAGGCCAAGAAUGGCUUGGAGAACUACUGUUUCACCAUGAGGAACACACUCAAUGAGGAGAAACUCAAGGAGAAGUUCGAGUCCGGAGACAAGGAGAAGAUCGAAGCGGCUGUUCAAGAGACCUUGGACUGGUUGGACAAGAACCAGCUGGCCGAGAAGGAUGAGUUUGAGGCCAAGCAAAAGGAGCUCGAGGGCGUCGUAAACCCUAUCAUGAUGAAGGUCUACCAAGCUGCAGGGGGCGGCGGCAUGCCUGAAGGUGGCAUGCCAGGUGUGCUAUGGCCCGGGAGCGUGAUUCGUACCUUGUUCUUCUUGGCCACUGCGUUGCUGCUCUUUGGCUUGCGUGUGGCAGCAGCUGCCACAUGGGCAGCAUACCAGGCGGAGGCGCCGCUGCCGGGGAAGAAGAAGAAAGUGGAUCUCACGGGGCCCAGCUGGGAGGAGUACUUGGAUCAACUGUCAGCGCGUUUGAUUUUAGCCUCCUCUUUGGCCUACUUUUGGCUUCUCUAUGGCAUCGCUGCCGCGUUUCCCCUUAGAUCUCUUCACAGUCCCUUCAAGCGAGAUUUGGGCUGCUUGGCGGCCUACAGCAGGACCGGCACCAUACUCUUCAGGGUGGUGGCGCCCAUUGCGGCGUCGGGCGUUCCUGCAGCGAUGGCCGUGCGCUUUGAUAGGUUGGGCCUUGGGCUUCUGGUCCCGGCGCAUGACCGGCCUGCAGGUUUCCACACGGCCGCCCUGGCGGGCGCCUGCACCUUGCCCUUCCUUUCAAUGGCAGCAUCAUGGAGUAUCCGUAGCUCCUUCUACUCACACCACCAGCUCUUCAUGGUGCUCCUCUUCGUCAUGCACAUGGCCUGUGCACUAGGCUUUGUCCUCUACUUUGAGAUGAUGAAGUGGGCCGUGAUGGGUGCUGCGGGAGUAGUCUUCGCCGGGUUCUAUUUGUUUGUUUGGUACCAGGCCAGUCUACUUCACAGCUCUUCAAGCGCUGCUCGCGCAGAAUUCAUGCAGCACCCCAGGUUGUCCGUCCUACUUUGCAUUGCACAAAUCUCCAGCGCUGUCGGACUGGAUAUUACAGUGACCAGUACAUCAAGGAGCAACGGCAAUUCCGUGGACUUCGUGGUGGAUGGUCAAUCUCUCCAAGUGCAGUCUGCGCGCGGGAUGAAUGUCGCAGUCAUCGAUCCGGACGGCGGCUCAUUGCAAUCCUUCCAGGUCUUCGACACCCAUGCGGCGGGGUCCGAAGCGCUGGCCGCGUUCGUGGCCGCCCAGCCCAGCGGCUCGCUGGUGCUCUUCGCCGCGCGUGAUGAUGCUCAAAGCAACAUGACGCAAGCUGCCAAGGAUGCCAUCAAGAGCUGCGGCGGAACCAUGAUCGAGAGCCUUACCUACCGGGGAUCCUAUGCCUUGAUUGGUGUAAAGGAUGGCACCUUGGAAUACUUUGGAGCAUUUGGUGAUAUGUUGGUGGAGUAUGCAGGAGUGGGCGGUGCGCUACCAAUGCCAAGGCACUGCGGUGGACGAAAAGAGCUUCGAGGACGGAGGAGACAUCGCAGUGGCUUCUGGGAGCUUUGCCCCAACGCAGAGCAAUACCAUCAAGGUGAACAGUACUUCGAGGACCGCUCGGCCGGCCAUGCGUGUUCGGCGCCAGACCCAUUCGUCGUGAAGCUUUGGACGGUGGUGAUGGACUUGGAAUCCCCCCAGAGCGCUGGUAACGAGGUGAUUUUUCACCUAGACGGCGUGGUGCAGAGCGUUGCAACAGACCGUGGAAUGAACGUGGCAGUCAUCAAAGCAGGACUCCUGGACUCCUUUCAGGUCUUCGACACCCACGCAGCAGGCUCAGAAGCUUUGGUGGCCUUCAUGGCUGCCUUGCCGAGCGGCACGGUGGUUGCAUGUGGCGUCAAGGACGAGGCCAUGUCCAACAUGAGUGCAGCAGCGAAAGAUGCAAUGAAAAGCUGUGGUGCCACUUUAAUCGAUUCGCUGAGCUACCGGGGGUCCUAUGCGCUGAUUGGCAUCAAAGAUGGGCCCGCCCUCGCAGAGCAAACCUUGCCCGACGGACAAGCGUCCGUGGUCACUGCUCAGUACAACUUCAAUUCUGGUGUCACCUACGUGCCAUCGACCACGGUGACCACGACGGAGCUGACCACCACCACGGAGCUGGCCACCACCACGGCGGUGCCCAGCUGCGCCAUGCUGACCUGUCCUAGUGGAUUUGUGCUGAAGGCCAAUAUGUGGGAGAUCGAAAGCCAAAAUGAGACGGUCUGUUGCCAGCCCGCAGCGGAAGACAUGGCUGACCUCGGAGUUCGCAGCGCCGGCUUCGCCGAUGGGAACGAGGCAGUCUUCUUUGCGAAUGGCGUGGAAUUCUACCACGCUCCAGCGCGUGGCUUGACACUGGUCCUGGUACGGCCAGAUGGCACACGGAAGGACUCCCAGACCUUCGACACCAUGUUGAAUGACAAUUCCUCAGAGAAUCUGGUGGCCUUCAUUGAUAGCAUCCCCGAUGGAACCAUCGUCCUGGUGGGCGCACGGGACGAGGCCUCCAUCCACCUGUCCUUGGCGGCCAAGGAGGCGAUCAAGAGCUUGGGAGCGACCAUGAUCGACCAGCUCUCCUUCCGGGCGAGCUACGCCCUCGUGGGCGUGAAGAACGGCGCCAAGCUCUCCGAGUCGCUACGGAAGACCACGGAGGGCUAUGCCGUGGCGGUGGGGCAGAUGAAGGUCGUGAUCUCGGUCGAUGCCAACAAACCGCUUUGCGACACCAGCGCACCAACUCCCGCGGUGUCGGGCUAUGUGUCACAAGGAAAUCUCAAUCUAGACGCUGGUUGCCGCUACAACCUCUUCGAGGCCUCUCAUGCCACUCAAUGCAUGCAAGGAAGCUGGAUCAUGAUGACCGGCUCAUCCAAUACUCUGCUGGAGUUCGGCAACUUGAUCAACUUCUUGGCCCCAGACGAGUAUGCCAUUGACCGUGCUGGAGAGAUGAUUGGUGCUUCCGCCGUGGCAGAUGUGGUCAUCGAAGAGGGAAAGGUCACUCAUUGGGCCACUGUGAGCAAUCAGCUACCAGAGUGUCGGCAAGUGGACGCUAGCCUCGCACAGCAGAACCGCCCUGCUUGCAAGCAAGCGAUCGAGGCCUUGUUCGCUCAGGCCCCAGCCUACAGCAGCAGUGGAGUCCGCAUCACGAUGUUCAUCAGCUUCUUCUGGUAUCGCACAGAGUUGGCUUUAGAGCUCAUUGCGGAGGAUGCCCUUUGGAGUGCUGCCCGAGUGGGCGUGGUCACGCAGGUGGGCGCCUGGUACAACGUGUGCAGCGUCACCAAAGAGGAGUACUGUCCUCGAAAAGAGCUGCUGGACAUGGACCGAGAUCCAGCGAUCCAAGUCUUCAAGGAUGAGAUGGAGGUGGUCCUAGCGCAGAUGGACUCUUUUUGCACCACCGGCCGUGCCAGUCAAUUGGGCUGCUACGUCCAAACCAUCUCCUGGACCAAUGGUGUCCGCGACAACGAGAACUUCCAGGUCAUGAAUGGCUACAUCGAAGAGGCCAUGGCUGGACGACUCAGCAGUUCCUUCCGACUCGUGGACUUCUUCAAGCUGGGUGGAGCCAUGCCGGAGGAGGUGGUGCAAGGCCACGGCUCUCAGAUGUUGAACCUCUGGGUUUGGCAGGUGAUGUUCAACGCCAUGUGCCCAGCAGAACUUGCGGCCAGUGGAACCUAUGCAGUUUGGGAAGGGAACCUUUGCUCAGGGACUGAGGCACGCUUUGAGAACUGCCCCAACUACUACCCCAGCUGUUUGAAUGGGCCACGCUGUGAGAAAUGGGAAUGCAUGAACAGCGUGCCUUGCACCUUCCGUGCCACCGAUCCACCGAUGGCCGGCAACAGCGCAGGCCUUUGUGAUGAUGCCAUCAACAUCUCGUCCUUUUUGGCUGAUCAACCUGAAGCGGAGGUGCAAAUGCUGGCGGAUGGAUGCCACAACAGUCGUGGACUUCGGGUUCGCCUUUGGUGUACCCAGGACUUGGAGUGGAUGAUGGCACUGGUGACAGUUUUGAUGGCCGUAGCUUUGAAGGUCGGCAUCUACUUGUGGGAGAAAUACCACGUGAAGCCUGAGCAGAAGAGCAAGGCGACCGCUGUACCGGCGCCGGCUGCAGAGCCGGAACGGCGGCAGGUGGCUCUGUUCCGCAGCGAAUGUCAUGAAGAGGCCACAUGUGGCAGUGGGCCUGUAAGCCCUGCCUGUUCGAAUGGUCAUGACCUGGACUUCUCCUUGGAGGUGCAUGAGGACGAGGGCAUGAAGAAGUCCAAGACCCAUCAGAGCACCAAGACUUCCAAGAGCGCCAAGACCGCUGCCUCACGCGCUGCCUCGCGGGCGGCGGAGGAAGACUUUGCAGACGUCUUGGACGAGAGUGCACCGGCCGUUUUGGCGCGGUCGAAGAGCCACAUCACCUUGAAGUCAGAGGCUCCAAAGUCUGAAGCUGCCGACGCCAAGAGUGUGAAGAGCGCUCGGAGCGGCGUGGGCAAUGCACCGCAGCCUUCUGAGGACGAUCUCACGAAUGAACCAGAGACUUGCAAUGCGUUCCCAGAGCCUGUGAAGCCUGUCACUCAGCCCGAGCCCGUGGCUGAGACGAGGGUGGAGGCUGAGCGCAAGGAGCCAGUGAAGCAGAUCAACAUUCGCGCCGCUGGAAACAAAUAUCCUUUGGGCCUGGCCAGGUUCAUGGGCUCCACGCAUGUGGUGGUGGGCCACUUAUUCGCGAAGGGAGUCACAUCACCGACCUACUUCUUCGGCUGGGGCUUCACCUGGGUGCCAUGGUUCUUUAUGUUGAGCGGCUUUGUGCUUUUCUCAGCCUACCUGAAGAAUCCCAAGGAGGAAACGAUGAUUCAGUACGUGUUGCGGAGGAGCACCACCAUCUACCCGCUCUACGCUUUCUCAUUGAUUCCGGCCUUCAUUUUGGGCAAAGCCUAUGGAACUAUGGCGGCGGAGUGGCCCACCUUGUUGGCUCAGAGCUUCCUUCUGCAAGCCUGGGUUCCACACUUCACAGAGAACGCGUUGCAGAUGCACUGUUGGUUCUUAAGUUGCAUGGUGGUCUAUUGGUUCUUCUUCAAACCCUUAUCCCACCUACUGAAGAACAUCACUUUGCUGAAGACAUGUUUGCUGAUGGGCUUCUUUUUUUGCCUCCCCUGGCUCUUGAUUUUGAUUCCACUCAUCGCCGGUGAAGAUGUCGACUGGUACAAGAAUCACCAGUUCUACCAGACCGAUGACUUCCUGGACAUUGGAGUGAUCGUGCUGAAGUACCAUCCCAUUUGCUACUUCCAUGUCUUCAUCCUGGGAAUGCUCUUGGCCAAGCUUCGGCAGCUUUUGGAUAAGAAAGCCACCGCCUCUCCACAUGGCUGCUUCUCUUGGCGGAAUCCCUAUGUCGUGGCUUUGCAGUUCGUGGCACCACUAGGAUACUUAGCAUUGCUGCUGGUCUUCAGCGUGCAAGAGUUCCAAGCCAAGGCCUGGGGCUACAAGCUCUCGGCACGAGUCUCCGUGCUGCUGCCGUUCCAGGCCAUGAUCCUCUUUGGCUUGGCUGGGCUGCCCAGCCUGCCCCUGCCAUACUUCUCCUACAUGUUCUCCAAGAUGGACUUCCUUGAGAACUACUCCUAUUGCGUCUAUGUCUUCCAGUUCCUUUGCUAUGCGAUUUGGCCACAGACCGGUUUGGUGAACCUCUUCUGGUACAUCAUUUACACCUACGCCACUGCCUUCCUUUUGGCCCGUCUCAUUCAGCAACCGAUCCAGAAAUGGUGGGCCGCCCAUACUAAGGCCCGACUGGUGGUGCCUUUCGUUUUGGGCACCUUCCUCGUUGGCUUCAGCUUUUUGCCGGACCCCGCCUACGACAACAGCUUGCCCGACCUGCCUGCGUCGAUCAUGAUCGACAACCGCACGGUGGACGUCCGUCUGAACUUGGAGGAUCCUGAAGGACGCCUAAGAGGUGCCAUGGUGAUCAAUCCUUCACUUCUCAUCCAGGACGGCCAAAUCCUGGUGGCCGCGCGGCGCCAUCGACGGGAGACGCUGCAGCGGAACGGCAUCUAUCAUGGACCGGAAGGCAGCGGCGAUGCGGUGAUCAUCGAUCAGAUUUGGCACUCGGAGAUCCUCCUGGGCAGCAAGGCCAUCGACGCGGAUGCCUGGAAAAAGUGGCCCACAGGAGGUUCCAGCCCCAUGGAUAUGUCGAUGAGCGCCUGGAGUGGAUUGAGGACACCGCAGGGCAAGGAGUGGACCGAGCUUUGUGUCGUUGAGACCUGGAUCCCCAGCAACAGCACCGUGAUCCGCCACAUCGUGACAGGUCCUGAGGAUCCGAAGCCAGUGGGUGCUUCCAGCAGCGUCACCUUGGCCUUUGAUUCCAAGCCACCUCAUGGAGGCGAUGAAUCCACGUGCCGAAGAAGUCGAGGCUUCGCGGACUCGGUCACGCAGAUGUACAUGGCGCAGGGUGUGAAUAUCGAGGAGCCAGGGAACCCCAUGGUCGGUUAUCGGCUCACGUAUGGCCAGACGGACGUGGCGGAGAAGAAUUGGAUUCCCUUCACAUACAAAGACUCCGUGUACUUUAUCUACACGCCAUCUCCCCACGUGAUUGUGAGCACGCAGAUGGAUGGCACCAGCGAGAAGGUCUACAGUACCACCUUCCGGCCGCUUCAGCGCAUCACUCAGGAGUCGCCUCACGUGCAGAUCCGCGGAUCCGCACAGGCAGUCUUCGUGAACAACAGCCAAGCGACGCCCAGUUUGGCACGGCCCCACUACUUGGCGUUGCUCCACCUCUACGACGUCUCCACGGGGCGCUAUGCACACCACGCCUAUCGCUUUGGAGCGGAGCCACCCUUCAUGAUGCUCCAAAUGUCCUCCGCGCUCCCCCUGACCGAAGCCGCCAGCCGGCCCGGUGGCACUCCCUUCGCCUUUGCGAGCGGGUUGGCGGUGCAGGGGAACACGGUGGUGAUCAGUUAUGGCGCCGGAGAUCGGGAUGCCCGGGCACUGGUGAUGACCUUGGACAAGUUGGAUGUAUUCCCCGCCUGGCAGUAUGACACUCUGACGAACACAUCGCAUGCAAGUGGAUGGCAUGGAUUUGUUCCAAUGCUCAUCUUACGCAGAUGCCUGAAGAUGAUCAGAUGUACAGAGUGCAAAAACUUAUUGGCCGGUGAAGAAGGUCAUUUCAUCACUAGAUUGCUUUGUCAAGACAUCGCAUGUACGCGGAGGAGGACCAAGCUAGAGGGUCCUGCUUCUGCGCAUUUUCCGAGGCUUUUUGAGCCAAGCUGCAGUGGUCCACUUGUCAGUGUGUCCUGCGCCGGCGCCUUGGUGGCGCCCCCCAAGGGGACCCGCCUCCGGAGCGUCCUGUUUGUGUGUCUUUUUCUCGCAGUUUUGGUCGUUCGUUGUGCCGCACGCCACGGCAGUAGCUGGUCGAGGGGUGUCCCAAAGAGGCCUCGCUGCAUGGCAGCUGCCAUGGGCACCCCUCCUGCCGGCGAGCACAGUACUCCGGCUCGACUGCGUCGGACUGGGGUACACUAUAGUAGAUGUGGUAGUGGUAGGUCUGGACUGUCUGGUGUUUUUGUUUUUUGGUGA
This is a messenger RNA of Durusdinium trenchii, 9717 nucleotides long. Lineage: Eukaryota; Dinophyceae; Suessiales; Symbiodiniaceae. The record is from the annotation of a GenBank genome assembly.